Molecule: messenger RNA, 1077 nt
Organism: Lithohypha guttulata
Lineage: Eukaryota; Fungi; Ascomycota; Eurotiomycetes; Chaetothyriales; Trichomeriaceae
Exons: 2
Coding region: 1-1077 (358 amino acids)
Biological process (GO): transmembrane transport; zinc ion transport
Cellular component (GO): membrane
Molecular function (GO): metal ion transmembrane transporter activity
Source: RefSeq, a predicted model, not a curated record
AUGGGAGUUCUGGUGGGGACAUCAUUGAUUGUCAUCAUUCCAGAAGGUGUCGAAACCCUCUACAGCUCGCAGACAGCGCAUGCGCAUACAAGGCAAUUGGUGAUACGAUCAAUGGCUGUCGAAUGGUCGCAUGGACAUGCAGCUCCAGCUUUCACCAACCUCGAUAUGCGCACCGAAUCCCUCGACAAUCUGGGUGCGCUAGGUCCUGUCAUACCAAGCACGAACGAUUUCCCUCCUCCCAAAACGCCCACUGAAGACGGAGUUGUUGGAAUACUAGAGGACAAUGGGAAGACGAGCAGCCAAGAUCAGACUAAAGAUGACCACGAAGAAGCACAUCAUGCAUGGAUCGGAGUCGCUCUCAUUGCAGGGUUCAUACUCAUGUUCUUGAUAGACAAGCUGCCACAGUAUACUACAUCUAGCAAGCCACAAUCCCAUACCAGGCAUAUCUCCUUGACCAGCCUCGGUCGAAGAUUCAAUCUUACCACAUUGGACAGACAGGAAGAAGAAGAUACUUUCCUCGACACAGCACAGCCUAGCGCAGAGCCUACCGACCGUAGUUCUGCUACAACCAUUGGACUGGUCAUACAUGCUGCUGCAGACGGCAUAGCGUUAGGUGCUUCCUCCUCAACCUCAAAUACCGGUCUGAGCUUUGUCAUUUUCUUCGCAAUAAUGGUCCACAAAGCGCCCGCCGCAUUCGGGUUGACAUCCGUCCUGCUCAAGCAAGGUCUUUCCAAGCGGAUGGCGCGAGCACAUCUGAUCAUCUUCAGCCUGGCUGCACCAGCUGGAGCCUUUCUUACCUAUUUGUUGGUCAAUACACUGGGAGGAGGAUCGGCAACAAACACACCACAAAACUCACAAUGGUGGACCGGAACUUUCUUGUACGUGGCAAUGCACUCGAUGCAGGAAGUCACUACUCCGACACGAAAGGAGUCUUUCGGGAACGGCGCUACUAAUGGUAGCAUACACGAAGGAAGAGAAGCCGCUAUACAGGAAGACAAGCCGUCCAUAACAGACAUCGGUGCGGCUGUCUUUGGGAUGAUUCUACCAUUGUUUCUGCAGGUUGGUCAUGCACAUUAA